Molecule: messenger RNA, 900 nt
Organism: Aspergillus calidoustus
Lineage: Eukaryota; Fungi; Ascomycota; Eurotiomycetes; Eurotiales; Aspergillaceae
Source: the annotation of a GenBank genome assembly
AUGCGCCGAUUCUCAGGUUAUAUUUGGCCAUUUGCACGAUCUGCUCCUGUUAUACCAGACCUGGUUGCAAAAGACCUCGCCUACGCCAAUCAGCCAGGACAUGUCGGCGAUAUCUCCCAGCUUCUUGAUACUAAGGGCAUCGUCAAAGUGACCCUUAACUUUAAGGAUGAAAGCAGCGAUUAUCUCCGCAUCCUAAUCCGGAAGCUGCACCAAAACUAUGGUCACGGACUCCCAAUUCGACACAGCGCAUCUCGAGGCUGGUUUUGGGACGUUCGGCCCACAGCCCAAAGAGCAGGUCAGCUGGCUCGAUCCGAAACCACGAAGGACUUCCCUUGGCAUACGGACUGCAGCUACGAGAGUUCGCCACCACGAUUCUUUGCGCUCCACGUCCUACAGCAUGAUCGGUGUGGUGGGGGGACGCUGUCUGUCAUGAAUGUGGACAGUGUCAGCCAGCUCCUCUCUCCUAGCACCACUACCGCCCUCUGCAAGCCCAAUUUUCGCAUUGCUACGCCUCCAGAAUUCACGAAAGAUAAUCCUCAUGGCUACAUUGUUGGCAGCCUCUUAUUAGUCAGUGAGACUCCUGCGCCUAACAUAAUCCGGUUCCGUGAAGACAUUGUGACGCCUCUGAACAUGGAGGCAGCCAACGCACUGACAGAGUUGAAAAAAGCUCUGAAAGAACCGCAAGCCCAAGAACAAACCAUACAUUUCACAUCAGCACACUUACCUAGCGGAUCCAUUCUGCUGAUAGACAAUUACCGGUGGCUGCAUAUGCGCGAUGAGGUCAAAGAUAAGGGCCGGCACCUUCGCAGGGUCAGGUGGAAUGCGAUGCCAUUUUAUUGACCAUGAAAGAGCAGGGAUGUACGUACUUGAAAGUCCAAGAAUGCUAUGCAUUGUUUAUAA